Messenger RNA from Paramecium sonneborni, 2473 nucleotides. The record is from the annotation of a GenBank genome assembly. Lineage: Eukaryota; Ciliophora; Oligohymenophorea; Peniculida; Parameciidae.
AUGAUGUCAAAUUUUUUAUUACAAGUAGCAUUGGAGGUUUUAUUUAUUUACAGUAAGACUUUUUAUCAAAGGACAUUAUAAAGUUUCUUCAUAUUGAUUAAUGUAAUUCUUUUUUAAAUAGAAUCUAUUAAAUAUGGCUUUGAAAAUGUAGAUUCUAAUUAUUUGUUUAUAAUGAUUUUAUAGUUACUGGAUAACUCUUAAAAUUAGAAUAAUAGAAAAGCUCUGUGGUAAAUAAUUUAAAAAUGCAUACUUUUAACACUUUUUUUAAGCUUCUCUUAUUUCAAAGAUGAUACAAAAGAUUAAAGAAUUGUUUUUUAUUUAUUUAGGAUUUUGAAUUAAAAAUUAAAUAUAGCACUUUUUAUUUUCUUAUUGUAUGAAAGUACAGAAUGUAAAAUCUAAGAGUAAAAGUUUAAUAUUUUGUCCACUAUUGACGAAAAAAUGAAUUCAAAAUAAGAACCAAGUUAGAAAAAGAAAGUAAGUCAAAAAAUUGAUACAAAAAGAUCAUCAUUUUAGGAUUUAAGUGAAAUUGCAACUGAAAGGAAGUAAACAUUCUAUAAAAAUUUAUCAUGUUAAUCAAUAGAUCAAAAUUUAUUGUUAGAUAUCUUAUCUGAAGCAGUAAUUAUUAUAAAAUUUGAAAAAUCAGAAGAUCCAUAUACUUAUAAACCUAGGAUUGAUUAUUAAAAUUAAAUAAGCAAAGCUAUGUUUUAAAAAAGUAAUUAAGAACUCCUAUUAUUUUUCGAAAAAAUAUAAAGUGAAGUUCUGAGUGAUGAAUCUCCUGUUAAUCCAAGAAGCUCUUUAUUAUCAUUUUAGAGUUUGGCUUAAUAACAAUAUAAAAAUAUGAAAAGAUCUUCUAAAUUUAACCCUUAACAAUAUUUUAUAACUGAUACUAAAUAAGAUUUAAAAUCAGGAGGACUUCCUUCUUAAUCACCAAGACUAAGAUCUUUAACUACUUAAGUAAAAUUAAUAAUUAUAUUAUAGUUAAAUACUGUUUAUAAAUGUUUACUCUAUGUAUUCAAUACAAAGAGAUUAAGAUUUGAAAUAAAUGGAAAAGUAGAAGCAAUGAUAAUUGAAACAAAUUUUGAAAUAGAAAAUCUAAAAAAAACUGCUGAAAUUAUCAUUACAAUAGGAAGUGAAGAUUCUCUUCUUAUGAUUGCCAGAGAUGUAGUUCAUAGAAAAAACAUUAAGGAACUUUUCGAAAUUAAUUAAUCCAAAUCAAAAAUGUUGUCUUUUGUCAGUCAUGAGUUUAGAUCUCCCUUAAAUGUUAUGAUAAAUUUACUUGAAAAAAUUAAAAAAGAUAUUAGUAUAAAUAAAAUUGUAUCAUAACAACUUUCAAUAGUUUUAGAGAAUUCAUUUUAUAUGCUAAAUUUAUCUAAUGAUUUACUUGACUUAGCAUAAAUAAAAAAUGAAACUUUUAGUUUAAACUUAAAAACAAUAGAUUUAGUUUAGUUAGGGGAAGAAUGCAUUAAAAUGUUUUAAUUGUAGGCAGAAUUGUCAAAUAUUUAAAUAACAAUUAAAACUAAUAUAAAACCAUUAUUUAUAUAUACUGAUAAAAAUCGUUUAAAAUAAAUACUCAUAAAUCUUCUUGCAAAUGCAAUGAAAUUUACAAAAGUAGGAACUAUAUCAAUUGCAAUAAUAUAAAAAGGAUUAUUGGUAGAGGUUGGUGUAGAAGAUACAGGAGUUGGAAUACCAGUAUAAGAAUAAUCUAAACUUUUUAAAGCUUUUUGUAAAAUAAAAGAUAGUGAUCAUUAAAAAUUAAAUGAGUAAGGAGUUGGAUUAGGACUUGUUAUAAGUAAUAAAAUAGCAUAACAAUUAUCUUUUGAUAGUUAAGGAUUAAAGGUUAUUUCUAGAGAUAGUACUUAAUUAAAUCAUGGAUCAUAUUUUUAUUUAAUAUUGAAGAUUAAACAAUUCCAUUAAAAAAUAUAUUUAUCAUAGAUUAAGCAAAUUGAAAAUAAUGAUAAAGAAUCUCCUUAAUUAGAUAAACAUGCAUAAUUAACAUAGUUCAGAAUGACAUUUAAUAAAGAUUUAAACUCAUUUGCUGAUGAUUAAAAAUUUUCAGAUAAGGUUGCUUGCCAACAUAUAUUAAUAGUUGAUGAUAAUAUAUUUAAUUUAAACAUCUUAGAAAUGUAGAUAAAAUAAUUGUAAAUUAUUUUUAAUAAAUAUUAGUACAAAUACAUAAAUUGAUAAAAGAUUUAGUGGAAUAGAAGCAAUUGAAUCUGUGAAAAAUAAGAAGUGUAAUUAAAAUUGUUCUGGAUAUUAAGCAAUUUUCAUGGAUAUGGAAAUGCCUGGUUUAGAUGGAAUUUAAGCAUCUGCUUAAAUAUUAAAAUAUGAUAAAAAUAUCAAAAUAUUCAUAGUUUCUGGAUAUGAAAAAGAUCAUUUUAAUGAAGAGAACCUAAAAAUUGGAAUAAAAGAUUUUAUUGCAAAACCAAUCUCUUAAGAAGCUAUAUAAAAGAUAAUUUUAGAGAAUCAUUUGUGA